AUGAGAUACAAUACGAAUUCGAUCGCUCUCCUCCUAAUCAGAGACACUUUCCUCAGACUCCCGAAACGCUUCAAACCCACGAUAUUACAACCAAGGAGACCAUUUUGCUCCAAGGCUCCGAAUACGAACACCACCACAAGCUAUAACCAGAGCGGUGGCAAUGCUGAGGAGACAAGUCUGAGUAGAUACCAGGACUCGCUUAAACAACUGGACAAGCUCGACUUCAUGAAAGCUGCAAAAAUCCUCUUCACUGGUCCACCUUCCAAAAGGAAGUUUGGGCUCGAUUUCCAUUUGGUACAACUGUUCUUUGUUUGCAUGCCUUCCUUGGCUGUGUAUCUGGUGGCUCAAUAUGCUCGCUACGAAAUCAGAAGAAUGGAAGCGGAACUGGAGCAGAAAAAGAAGAAAGAAGAAGAAGCGAAAGCAAAAGAAAAAGAAAUAGAACUAAAGGCUGCUGAAGAAAAAGAAGCCUCUAAUCCGGAACUUUUGGAGGUAAGAGUGAGACUAGAUAAACUUGAAGAAACUCUGAAGGAAAUUGUGGUUGAAUCAAAGAAGCAAAUGAAUAGUGGCCAAACAAAAGAGCAUGAAGGAGGAAAGGAGAAGAAAGAUAUUGUAACAGAAGCAAGUAGCCGUAGUAGUUCAGAAUCUAGCCAGCCGGCUGAGAAAGAUCCUCUCAGUAAACAGGAUUCUGUAGAACCAGGACCAGCCCUCAGCAAAGAGCGGGUAGUAGGUCAGCACCCGGUUCCUAAUGCUCACUUGCAGGAUAAGGAGGGCAAGACCCCAGCUUCUGAAGAUGCUAAAAGAUGA
Molecule: messenger RNA, 804 nt
Organism: Prunus armeniaca (apricot)
Lineage: Eukaryota; Viridiplantae; Streptophyta; Magnoliopsida; Rosales; Rosaceae
Source: the annotation of a GenBank genome assembly